AGUUAUUUUUUUAACCAUGUUGAACAAACUUUGCUUGAAAAUUAAAACUAAAAAAUGUCUCAGCAUUACUUAUGGGACAUUUCGCUCGUGGUAAACGAUAUUUGCAGAGCAUUUUAGGCGACUUUGUAAAAAUCUUAGUAAUAAAGUAUCAUUAUAUAUCACGAGCAAGUCUUCCUUACAUUAGCUUUUGCAUUAUGUGAUGAAUAUUUUUUCUACAAGUUAUUCUUACACGCCACGCUUUAUGCUGUAGAGCUGUAAUUAUAGAAUUUCACAGCCCCAUAUUUCAUUCCUUCCCAUCUUAUUGCUGUUUCAUGCGACCCUUACCGCCGUUGGCUCCGUGUUGCUGUUCGUUCGUUUGUUUGUUUAUUGUUUGCUCAACAGAACACCUCACACAGUCCACAGUGUGCGUUUUGACGCAGCUAUCCCAUAACCCUCGCCGGCCAUGUAGAUUGGAACAGAAAGGCCCUAUUGGCUGUUGUCCAAUAUCGACGGCACUCGCGGAUCGUAUGGUACGCAGAUUUAGUGGUUUGAGGCAAAACUAAUUGAUUAUAUUAUUCCAUACGUCACACCCCCCUUCCCUCCUCCCCUUUGAUAUUCUUCCCCGCCACGCGCCAUUACCAGCACGUGCAGUUUCGUUGUCGAACUAUCUGUGUGACUAAAUAGCCCCGUUUUGUACAACGCGCAUAAAUCAAUGCAUUUAUGUCGCUUGCGCGACGUUUUCCAGCACCGCUGGCAAGCACCGAACCGUUCGAUCGAUUUGAAUCAAAAAUCGAUCAGUUUAUAGCUGGGUGUGGAGAGCAGCGAUGAAGCGAAGCCGUGCAAACGACACCCUGCUACUUACAACAUAGCACAAGUUGGUGCAUAAGUUGGCAAACAACGGCAAUGUGCUUUGUGUUCGGUGUGUGUUUGUGUGUGAAUAGAAUAGAAAGCAUACGGAAUUAGGAUGUGUGCGUGGGCAUGAUUUACAAUCCAAAAGUGCUAAUAUGCUGCAUCUGGACUGUUGAUCGUGAUCGUGCUUUCCAUACACUGACUCUGUAGUGUAGUGUGUGUUACAGCGGCAUUGUCGGGCAAAGGAUUUCAAACGCAUCGCAUUGUCAUGUAAUGGUUUCCAGCACCACCACCGUGCCCAACAACCCAGAUGGCCCGCGGACUUCGAAUGCAUUCACGAAAACAGACGACUGCAAUCUCGGCUUGAGGAAGUUUACCGAUGCAAUGGAAGGGCGGGAAACGAGCGCACCACCAUCGAUACUGCUGCCGGCCACAUCACCCCUGCUAGCAUCCUACAAUACUUCCACAAAGAAAACAACCCAUACCACAAAUAAUGGGCCAACGACAGCGAGCCAUGUCACCUCCGGCACGCCGGUGUCGCUCCGUCCCAAGGGCCACUACCGCUCAUCUUCACUUGAGAACAACCCAUUCCAUCCGCAUAGUGGUAAGCCUAUGGUCGGGCUUAACAUUGCGCAGGCAAGCUUCACCGGCACACUGAAAUCUCGCCGAGAGCAAAAACGGAUAUCCGAUUUCCUCAGCAAACAGUCGACGGGCCUCGGCACCGGCUCUAGUGGCGCGAGCUCGCUCACGUUGGUCACCGCGGCGCGAGAGCCACCGUCGGAGAGUAGCUUGCGGAAAGCCCACUUCGAGAAUAUUCGCGAGAUUUUCGAGAAAAAUAAUAGCAAAAAUGCCAGCGCCCAGCAGCACAGCCAGAAGUCAGCGAAGCUUACGGGCCACCAUCAAGUCACCAGCAGCACGGCCGCGGCAAUGAUGGCGGCCAAUGUCGCUACCGCUAGCGAACUUGCCAGCAACGGUGGCAGUGCCUCUACGCUCGGUAUACCGAUCGAUGAUAAACCUCCAAAAAUACAGGCUUGCAGCGGUAUUCUAGGGAAGGGCAAACAAGUGAUCCGUCCGAUUGCCUUCAAACCAGUUCCUUACAAAUGUAAUACACCAAAUUACGGUGCCCCAAUUGGUGGCCGCCUGACGGAGCUGAGCGAUCGGUACGGUUCGACCCCGUCGCUCGGUCCUACGAUGAGCCUGCAGUACAAAUUCGGAAGCACCACAGACCUGCACCACCUGCAGCAGCAGCAACAGGGCAGCAGUGGCAGCAAUGGUGCAACACCGAUCGCCUCCGUAGGACCGUGCUCGAGCAGCGGAUCGAUGGGAGGCGCAUCAUUUAGCACGUUCGGUGGCAGUAUGAUGAGCAACAGUUACCACCAGCACUAUCCCCAUCAAUACAGUACCUUAAUGCGUAAAGGAGGUUCCUCGACUAUACCCUUCAAGACGUACGAUAGUCUGGAGUCCAUUCUAAAGCUGCCGGAUAGCAUGAUGGCAUCCUAUCCAAAUCCCAGCCAUGGCCUGUAUCAUCAACAGGAUGUCCUCGAUAUGGCACCAUCACCAUCGGACUCGGGUAUAUCCGAACUAGAGGCAGCGCUGCGCGAUCGUGAUUCCGAGCUAGCCUACCUGCGGCAAACCAUGGAGCACAAUGAACAAGUAAUAUUCAAAGUUCAUCAGGACAAGGAGAAACACUGGGAGCAGGAGCUGAACCGACUGAAAGCGAUACACGAAAGCCGUUUGCGAGCCGGUGCUCAGAAGGUUCACAAACUCGAGCAACUGCUCAUGAUGCAAACGUUUCAGCUGCGGCAGGAUAAGAAGCGUUUACAAGAGGAUAACGCACGACUGCAAACAGGCAUAGCGCAAGCAAAGGAUCAAACUGAACUGCAUAAAUCGGAACUGGAGCAGGCCCAACUUACCACAAAAGAGCUCAAGGACCAAAACGGAGAUUUGUUGGACGAAAUUCAGAUGCUGCGACGAAUAAUCAGCGAUCUGAAGGAGCGCUUGGAGGAAAGUGAAUGGAACCUCUGUCAGAAAAAUGGUGAAAUAGCUCUGAUGAAAACUCAGCUCAAAGAUGCACAGGCCGAACUAUCGUCGAAAGACCAGGAAAUUGUGCAGUUGAGAGCAGACGUGAAGCUGCAACACUAUGACGACAUUAGUUUGAAAAAGUCUGAGAUAAAAAAGGAGCUUGACUUUGAUCUGGAAAUUUCACAACUCAAUCGCAUUGUUAUCUUCAAGGAUCAGAUCAUCGUGCUGAUGAACAACGAAAUUCAGAAGUUACGCAAGGAACUGUCUGACAUUUCGAUACUGCGAGGCUAUGAAGGUGCACCGACCGGUCGAUACGCGCGUUACAAGAAGAAGCUCGAGCUCGUUGCACAAAAGUUCGAGGAAACGGAGCUCCGCAACGACAGCAACAAUAACAAUCAGCUUACGAAUAGCAAUAGCGGCAGCAACAAACCAACAGACUCUCCAACGGGUGGGGAAACCACCGAGAAGCAAGCGGCUUCCCCGUCGGCAAUGAUCUCCAGCAGCGACAUCAUAAAGAACUAUUUCAACAGCAAGCUCGAAAUGGAUAAGAAAUUGUUUCUGAGCUCGCAGAUCUGUAACUACUCCGACGAGGACAAGUCGAACAUUAUCGAUGCGUACGGCAGUGGAAAACCGGUUGAUAUCACUGAUAUCACGCUCGAUUUGAGCAGUCUGCUGCCAAACUCUCUGACUGCGACGGCACAUAACCCAGUGGAUGAUGUACCAGUCACUACUGCCGAUAGCUAUAAUCAUCACCACAGCUCAUCCGACGAUGAUUACAAAUCCAUGACACCUACGCAGGAAGAGCAUGUGCCGGCAGAGGCGCACGAAAAGGAAUUGCACGUUUCUUCUGCCAAACCCAUCGAAAGCUCGGGCCUAAAGGAAGGAAAGCAUCAGCACAAUAGUGUUGACGAGCUAGAACGGCUUAACCGGGAGCUAGCAGCAUGCCGGGAAUGCUUCGAACAGGAAAAAGCGAAAUGGGCAGACGAAAAGGAAAAGGUGCUGAUCUAUCAGCGGCAGUUGCAGAAAAAUUAUGUCGAAAUGUGCAAGCGCACACAGCUGCUCGAGGAGCAGCUCAAGACUAUGCAGAUAGAACAAGGUCAUCGUGACUCUAGUCGAAACUAGAGCCCAUUUAGACAAUUGUGCUACGUCUAUACCAAGACGAGCACGGCUAUUAACGUAGGUUUCCAAGCGGACGUGAGCGUUUAUUGUGUUUGUAUUAUUUGCCCUCUCUUGCCAGGGCUCGUUCGUUUUGCUUGCGUUCUAACUUUAGGUGUGUUAGGAAAUACGUCGAAUUAAGUUAUGCACAUAGAACCGAUUUAGUUACAAUUACAUACACACAGGUGGUUUAAGUGAUUGAUUUUUUUUUGUUUCCAAGCGUCAAAUGAAUAAUAAUGAAAAGACAUGAUUCUCAAUCA
Messenger RNA from Anopheles arabiensis, 4265 nucleotides. RefSeq lists its product as uncharacterized. The transcript is spliced from 9 exons. The coding region runs from base 1102 to 3972 and encodes 956 amino acids. NCBI's taxonomy places the organism in Eukaryota, Metazoa, Arthropoda, Insecta, Diptera, Culicidae. The record is from RefSeq and is a predicted model, not a curated record.